AUGAAAAGAGUAUAUAUUUCUCUGUAUUCUUUAUCUUCUUAUGUCUUCUUAUCUUCUUAUGUCUUUGUCGUCAGACUAAGAGUCAUCGUAGGUCGUCGUCGCCUAUUUCUUUUUUGUCACAUUUUUGUUUACCGUACCUCUACUUUUUUGUUUGCGAGUACAACCAAAAAAGAUAUAAAAUCAAGUGUAUUGGUGGUUGGAUUGUUUGGUUUAUUCAUCACUCUCUUAUCAAUAUUUCAUUUUAUACAAUGGGCUGAUCAAUCUGGUCAACAACAACAACAUAUAAAAGAAGAAGAAGAUAAUCAUGGUGAUGAUGAUGAAUCAACGAUUGAAAGAUAUAUAAUUAAUAAUAUCAUUAUUGUUAUUGCAUUUGUUGCACAACAUAGUUUACUUGCAACCGAUAUUGUAAAGUCUAUAUUUACUGCUGGUGGUCCUGCCAUCAAAAGUAUAGAAAGAUCAGUCUAUCUCAUCUCUACAUCGGUUGCAAUCGAGGCAAUGAUCUUUUUCUGGCAACCUUUGGAUAGUCUUGUGGUUUGGAAGAACAAUGAUUACGAAUCGAUUUGUUCAAAUCUUAGAAUCAUCGCAUUGCUCUUGAUGGGUAUAGAGUUUAUUUCAUUAUUAGAUAUUUGGGAAUUCUUUGGUAUUAAACAAAUUUAUAGAUAUAUAUUAAACAAAGAUACAUCAUCAUUAACAUCAUCAUCGAUGAAAUCAUCUACAACAACAGAAGAAGAGUCAAGACAAAAUAGAAUAUUAAAGAAUAUGAGACACCCCAAUCUAAUUGGGUUGUUAACAUUAAUGUGGUGUAGACAUUAUAUGACAUUUGACAUGUUGAUAGUAUGUGUAAUAUUUACAUUUUACUAUUUCAUUGGUAGUUCAUUAUCCAACAAAGACCAAAAAACAGUUUCUUCAAUGUUGAAACAACAAAAAAGAGCCUAA
Messenger RNA from Cavenderia fasciculata, 936 nucleotides. RefSeq lists its product as uncharacterized. Bases 1 to 936 code for a protein of 311 amino acids. The record is from RefSeq and is a predicted model, not a curated record. Gene Ontology annotation, cellular component: nuclear membrane. Lineage: Eukaryota; Evosea; Eumycetozoa; Acytosteliales; Cavenderiaceae. The transcript is spliced from 4 exons.